UUCAAAUUCAGUCACAUAAAGAAACCAACAACUUAGAACACAAAGAAAAAGUUAAAGUACAAAAAAGAGAGCAAGGAUGAAAUUGUCAUUGUUACUGAUUGCAUUUAUAGCCAUUUGUCUAAUUAAUGACAGUGACGCCGGUUUUUUUAGAAGACUCGCCAGGAAAGCUGGUAGAGCAAUAAAGAAAGUGGGCGGAUUCAUUAAGGAAGCGGGCUGCGCUGCUUGUCCACGUGUUUGUAGAAUUGAAGGUAUAUGUAGCGUAGUAUGCAGAAGAGUAUGUAGAGGAAAACGAGCUGCUGUUAUGGCCGAAGAAAACCACGUGACCCCACUAGCCAACCAACUGUCAGCUUAUGAUAUAAAUGAUGAUGGAAUGAUCAGUAGAAAGGAACUUGCUAUGGCGAUUGGUGAAGAUGAAGCCCAUCAUGAUUUCCUUCUAGCUUAUAAAAUCGCUGAUGUCAAUGGUGAUGGAAUCCUCACCCCUAAAGAAUUCUACAAUGGACCAUUUGUUUUUGAAAUGGAUGUCAAUGAUGACGACUUGCAAUACUGUAGAUAUCGGUUGGAUAUCGACGAUGAUUUAGUUGAUAUUGUAGAUGGAAAUGAAAUAGCGCAGGGACAAAGUUUUAUCGCUGGAGAAUCAGUAAAGGAAACGGGAAAACCAGGAAAGGAAACAGGAAAACGACAAAAAAUCACUAAAGUUUUAUAAACUUUCAGAAGCUAUUUAUAAUAAGAAUGAAAGUUUAUUGUAAUAAAUCAACAUAAACAAUGUGGCCAUAUAUGGAAGGCAGCAACUCAGCCCUGGUGGCCUAUUAUAAUAUAUAUGUGAUAUUUUCUUUUCAUAUCUAAUAAACUGUUUCGUAAAAUUAUACAUGAAUAUUGUGUUAUACUGGUCUGCUUGAAUGAAGGCAAUAAACUAAUUGUUUUGUAAAUGUAUACUUGAA
Messenger RNA from Patella vulgata (common limpet), 938 nucleotides. RefSeq names its product EF-hand calcium-binding domain-containing protein 1-like. Bases 77 to 703 code for a protein of 208 amino acids. The record is from RefSeq and is a predicted model, not a curated record. NCBI's taxonomy places the organism in Eukaryota, Metazoa, Mollusca, Gastropoda, Patellidae. Gene Ontology annotation, molecular function: calcium ion binding. The transcript has 5 exons.